AUGGAUUCAACAAACAUCUUUCUCUACUUACUAGUAUCUUCUUUUCUUUUGUUAAUUUUCCAUCUCCUACGCACCACCACCCGCCGGAAACUCCACCUGCCACCGGGAAACCUUGGCCUCCCUUUUCUCGGGGAGACCCUCCAGCUCAUCUCGGCCUACAAGACAGAAAACCCAGAGCCCUUCAUCGACGACAGGGUCUCCAAAUAUGGCACCGUUUUCACAACCCAUGUCUUCGGAGAACCAACCGUUUUCUCCGCCGACCCGGAUAUCAACAAGUUCAUUUUGCAGAACGAGGGCCGGAUUUUUGAGUCGAGUUACCCUGGUUCAAUUUCCAACUUGCUAGGAAGGCAUUCUUUGCUUCUCAUGAAAGGGAGUUUGCAUAAAAGAAUGCAUUCACUCACUAUGAGCUUUGCAAAUUCUAUGAUAAUUAGAGACCAUUUGUUGGUGGAUAUAGACCGGCUGGUCCGGUUGAACAUGGAUGCGUGGACCGGUCGGGUCCUCCUAAUGGAGGAGGCCAAGAAGAUCACUUUCCAGCUGACAGUGAAGCAACUGAUGAGUUUUGAUCCCUGUGAAUGGACUGAGAAUCUGAUGAAAGAAUACAUGCUAGUCAUUGAAGGAUUCUUCACUAUUCCUCUACCAAUAUUUUCCACCACAUAUCGCAGAGCCAUCCAAGCAAGAGGAAAGGUGGCGGAGGCGUUGGGAUUGGUGGUGAGGGAGAGAAAGAAGGAGACUGAGAAAGGAGACAGAAAAAACGACAUGUUGGCGGCGUUGCUAGACGAAGAAGGCGAUAGCGGUGGAGGGUUCUCCGACGAGCAAAUAGUUGAUUUUAUGCUGGCUUUGUUGGUGGCGGGUUAUGAGACCACUUCAACAAUUAUGACUCUAGCUGUUAAAUUCCUCACUGAGAACCCCAGUGCCUUGGCUCAACUCAAGGAAGAGCACGAUGAGAUCCGGGCAAGGAAAGGCGAAGAGGAGACUCUUCAAUGGGACGAUUACAAAUCUAUGAGUUUCACCCAAUGUGUCGUGAAUGAAACUCUUCGAAUAGCUAACAUAAUUAGUGGAGUAUUCAGAAGAGCAAUGAGGGAUGUCAGUAUCAAAGGUUAUACAAUUCCAAAAGGAUGGAGAGUCUUUGCUUCUCUUCGAGCUGUACACAUGGAUCACGACCACUUUAAAGAUGCUCGCACUUUUAAUCCAUGGAGGUGGCAGACAAAUUCAGGAAGUAGUAGCUGCAGCUCAGUAAAUGUAUUUUCACCAUUUGGUGGAGGGCCAAGGCGUUGUCCAGGGGCCGAACUUGGUCGAGUCGAGCUUUCAGUUUUCCUUCACCACAUGGUCACUCGAUUUAGUUGGGUAUUGGCAGAACAAGACAAGCUAGUUUUCUUCCCAACAACGCGGACUCAAAAGCGGUAUCCGAUAAUAGUUCAACGCAGAAAUCCAGUAGAAGCAAACUCGUAG
Messenger RNA from Fraxinus pennsylvanica, 1449 nucleotides. Lineage: Eukaryota; Viridiplantae; Streptophyta; Magnoliopsida; Lamiales; Oleaceae. The record is from the annotation of a GenBank genome assembly.